CUAAUUUCUCGGGAUGCUCCUUAUCAUGAGCUGGAACAUAAAUUCGGUCGGCCCCAGCAAAAAGAGAUAGUCCCAUUUACUAUCACCACUGAUCCGACCGUUAUUUUGAUAUAUAUCUGUUGUUGAAGGUGGCACAUUACCAAUGGAGCUGAAAGUGAUCCGGGACCCCGGCGACGCCCGCGUGGACAUUGUUUUCGUCCACGGCUGGCAUGGCGAGCAGCCCGGCUGGACCUCUGCCGCCAAAUCAGUGUUCUGGCCAGAGAAGCUCUUCGCGAGCAAGGUUUCCGAGGCGCGCGUGUUCUCAUUCGAGUACGAUGUCACUCUCGAAACGUUCUGGAACGAGGAAGACCUCAUCACCGAGCUUUCCAAUGAGCUGAUGGACCAGCUUAUGGAUCAACGCACCGAACCGGAGAAGGAGAAACGCGCUGUGAUUCUUGUAGCGCAUUGCCUUGGAGGGCUGAUCUGCGAGAAUGCGCUGGUUCGAGGAGCCGAGCACGACGACCGAAAAAGCCUCGUCAGCUGUGUCAAGGGGCUUCUUCUUCUCGGAACCCCACAUUACCGCCCGGAAGUGUUGAGUGAAGCAAACAAGUACUUCGAGCUAGCGGGUGAAGAGGCCCCGAGUGAGUUUGGCUUGGAGGAAAAGUCGGAGUGGGUGCUGGACAUCCCGCGCGAGUUCGCUAAGCUCCGUGCCGCCGGGCUGGAGAUGGAUAUCCAAUGUUUCUACGAGGGAUCCUCUACCGAUCUCAACGGGAAAGGGGUCAAGAUCGUGGAGAUGGCCUUGGCGCGGUGCCCCGACGGGCCUCCCGCAGAGCGGCUGGCAGCCAACCAUGUGAAGAUGAGCCAGUUUGAGGAUGAGAAUGAUCGCGACUUUGUCAAAGUACUGCGCGUCCUGAAGAAAUGGGUGGCCAAGGUUCCUGCCCCCGAGAAGGAUGGAGGCACUACAGUCAACAAUGUCUCUCACGCCUCCUUUGCGGGAUCGACGAACUCGGGGUACCAGUUGGGUCAGAAUGUUGGUAACCAAAGUGGGUUCGUUUUUGGAAGAGCAUAGUGGUGGAGUUGCUAUCAUGCGAUGUUAUGAAGAUGAUGAAAUCGAGCUUUGAAGCUUUCUGGAAUGAUGAUAUCGUGCAUCCAGUGCUGUUGUGUUACCUUGGAAUUGUUCAGGCUGUGGGCGAGUAAGCAGGGUAGACGCAGUCGGGGGUGCGGAACCCCAGUUGGCGUAAGGCAUGAAGUCUCGCGGCGGAGUUGAUGCCCAGAAUAGAGUUU
This is a messenger RNA of Aspergillus fijiensis CBS 313.89, 1263 nucleotides long. RefSeq lists its product as uncharacterized. NCBI's taxonomy places the organism in Eukaryota, Fungi, Ascomycota, Eurotiomycetes, Eurotiales, Aspergillaceae. The coding region runs from base 143 to 1048 and encodes 301 amino acids. The record is from RefSeq and is a predicted model, not a curated record. The transcript is spliced from 4 exons. Gene Ontology annotation, molecular function: hydrolase activity, acting on ester bonds.